AUGAGUCAAACAUUUCCAUUUCUCGAGAAAAUUCAAGAUCGUUUGGGAUACAUUGUCAUUGAUGAGACUGGAGCGAUCAUAAAGUCUGAUGGUGAAUUGUCGAAUUCUGAGCACACAGCAAGAGUCGUCAAGGAGUUACUGUACCUCGAGAGGCCAAAAUCCGCCAUUAAACCCAAGCACAAAAUGGUCGAAAUGACGAUAGACUACUCGACGCAUUUCUAUACGAUUGUCCGCAGCGGGAAGUACGCCUUUUGCGUGAAGCGAAAGAGGAAUCGAGCGAUUCCACCCGAUCCACAUCCACCAUCCAUGUCUACAGUAUCACCUCCAGCAUUGAUCACCCCCAGCAAUGAUCGCCAAAUAUCCCCUACAGAGCCUCAAAAGACCACAGGAAUGGUGGCAGACGUUUCAUUGACACCCCAAACCACCGUGAAUCCGUUGCAACUCACAUCCGACAUCCAAGAAACAAAACCACCCAGUCGAUCACCGUCCAAAUCGCCGAAU
Molecule: messenger RNA, 501 nt
Organism: Mesorhabditis belari
Lineage: Eukaryota; Metazoa; Nematoda; Chromadorea; Rhabditida; Rhabditidae
Source: the annotation of a GenBank genome assembly